Rhincodon typus (whale shark) is the source of this 488-nucleotide messenger RNA. RefSeq names its product DAZ associated protein 2 (gene dazap2). The transcript has 2 exons. The coding region runs from base 64 to 384 and encodes 106 amino acids. Lineage: Eukaryota; Metazoa; Chordata; Chondrichthyes; Orectolobiformes; Rhincodontidae. The record is from RefSeq and is a predicted model, not a curated record.
CAUCAUUUUACCAUUUUAGGGGCAUAUCCUCAGCAACAAAGUUAUCCGACACAGCAGCCGACCAUGGCUCCGCCAAAACAAUGGCCCACUGCUCAAGCUCCUCAGGCACCACCUUACACCGAAGCUCCUUCAUCUUAUGCCGAGCUUCACCAGCAGCCAAGAUUUGUCCAGGCUCCACCUGGUUAUCCAGGUGGCUUUUAUGUGCCACCCACAAGCCAAAUGCAAAUGGGUCCAACUGGGGCAGCCAUGCCCAUACAGUACUAUGCAGUGCCACAAGUCUUCUCUCCAUCUUCAACUGUGUUCGUGAAGGAUGGGUAUGAUGCAGGUGCCAGGUUUGGGGCAGGAGCCACUGCUAAUAUUCCAGUAAGUGUUCUAAACAGUUAGUGCUAUGGGUAUGGUUAUGAGUUAUAGUGUGGCACAGUGUUAUCUGUGAUGAGGGUGAAUUGGUUGUAAUUUUGGUUUUACAAAACUUUCAGUUUCUGUAUUAU